GGACCCAGCUCUGUGAGGCGUCUCGCUGUCGGCACCGAGGCUUGGGUCGGCUUACGAGAGCCGAACUCUCGUGGUCAGUACGACAACUACCUGAACACGUCUCUCCGAGUUCAUGUUCCUGGGAUCUCGUUAGAGACUAUCGCGCUGCAAAUCUCCAACGCCCUUGUCAACAUUCGAUUCCAACACCCUGAGGUCGGAUGCUCCGUCACCUGGGCUACCGACCAAGAUCCUCCCUUCAUUGUCUAUAAUUCACCGAGCUCCGACGAAGUUGCCUUGAACUGGGGCCGCGGUCUUGUUUCAUCGAUUGCAGCGGAUAAAACUGGGCUUGAAGUUGCCGCUGAACUUUCGGAGGCGCGCCAAGAGAGACCUGAGCCGUUACCCCCGGUCAAGGUCUAUGUCGUAGCUCAAGUGCCAGAGACAGGCACUCCACUUGAAAAUGGCGCUCGAGUGGACCUGCUCUGUGCAUUCAACCAUAUUCACUGGGACAGUAUCAGCUCGCGCAUAUUCGUCGGUGACUUGUUGCGCGGUGUUGGCCAACACCCGUCCCAAGCGAACAUGGUUUCCGUGGUCACUAACUCCUCGGAGACAAGUUGGGGGCUUCCUGUAACGAAUACUACAGGCACACCUCGAACUAGAUGGAGAACCUUUAAUACAGACGAAAGUCAGGCCAUCUCGAAGGCCAUAAAGAGUCAGCUCGGACCCCAGUUCACCUUCACUCACCUCGGCCAUGCCGCCAUGGUGCUUGCAUUACUGCGAGUCAGCCCCUUAUCAGGAGAUGCCUCGGACGCCCUGUUUCUUUCCUCGCCCUUGCCAGUCAACGGGAGGCGAUACUUAAGUGGCAGCAAUGCAAGUAUUCGUUAUGGGUCGUGUCAGGCGGGCGCGUCGGUGGAAUUUGCACCACUUCGAUCGUACGCUGUCGAUGAGAGCAAUCCUGAAGCAGUCAGAAUGACACUCGCAAGCCUGGCUCAUCAUGUCAGAAACAGCUAUCAGCAUUGGCUGACGAACGAGUUCCAAUUGGUCAUAGACCAAGUUAAGAGCAACUUUCUAGCGGGGUUUCUGGCAUCAGCGCCUUCGUCCUUCUCACCGACAAGCUUUCCGGCCUUCGUCAGCGAUGGCAUUGUCGACAACUACAUUCCAGGAGACGUUUUCGGCUCCAGCGAUGAAAAGAUCUACACCGUGGAGAGUCGCAAUUUCCAUCUGACGACUUAUUCCUCUGAUGUGCUUGUUCGAAUGGACAGUUUCAAAGGCCAGACUAGUCUUUCUGUCUGUUUCAACAAUGGACGUCUUGACGAGAACCUCGCCAAGGCUUUCCUGAAUGCUAUAGUUGAUUUCAUGAUGGCAUUUGCAACUUGA
This is a messenger RNA of Colletotrichum abscissum, 1353 nucleotides long. RefSeq lists its product as uncharacterized. Lineage: Eukaryota; Fungi; Ascomycota; Sordariomycetes; Glomerellales; Glomerellaceae. Gene Ontology annotation, biological process: mycotoxin biosynthetic process. The annotation marks the transcript as partial. Gene Ontology annotation, molecular function: acetyltransferase activity. The record is from RefSeq and is a predicted model, not a curated record. The transcript is spliced from 5 exons.